GCCAUUCACGAGAUUCCAACACAAUUCGUAAGAAGUUCUACCCAGCAGAGCAACAGCAAGAUGAACCUGUUUCCAACAGCCGCCUGUAUCUGGCUCGUGGUACACCUUUGCGUCCUGCUGACAGCCGGCGAACACUUGGUCGAGUUCGUGUCCAAUUACCAACAGAACGCUGAGAUUGAUUAUUCCUUUCGGUACUACAUCGACCAUCCUCCUUCCGGGGUGUCGUUUGAUCACUGGGAGAAUCGCAAGGGUGAUCACGUGCACGGUGGCUACGGUGUCCUGGAGCCGGGAGGAUUCGUGCGUACGGUGCACUAUGAGGUCGAUGGCGAUAGUGGUUUUAAAACGGUUAUUAAGACAACUGCACCAGGAAGCUCUCAACAGUACAACAUACACACUGGUGGCAGAAGGACACCUCCUCCACAGCCGCUUUGGAACACCAAACCGGUCGCCUUCGUGCAGGGAGUUCAUAAAUCGUAG
Anopheles marshallii is the source of this 477-nucleotide messenger RNA. It is a transcript of the gene Cpr62Ba, whose product is annotated as cuticle protein 8. Bases 61 to 477 code for a protein of 138 amino acids. The transcript has 4 exons. NCBI's taxonomy places the organism in Eukaryota, Metazoa, Arthropoda, Insecta, Diptera, Culicidae. The record is from RefSeq and is a predicted model, not a curated record. Gene Ontology annotation, cellular component: extracellular matrix.